This is a messenger RNA of Prunus armeniaca (apricot), 810 nucleotides long. NCBI's taxonomy places the organism in Eukaryota, Viridiplantae, Streptophyta, Magnoliopsida, Rosales, Rosaceae. The record is from the annotation of a GenBank genome assembly.
AUGCUUGGGAUGGCUGAAGAACCCAGAGUAGAACGUCUAAGCCCUACUUUUGAGGCUUCUAACAUCUUAGCCGCCUUGGAUGGUCCACCACCAACACAAAAAGAUGGCCCUGAAAAUCUUGAACAAAAAAUGAAGAUGAAAAUGAAAGAGAAAAUUGUCAUCGAUGAUACUCAACAACCCCCACAACAACCACCACCACCACCAGCCAUCAGAUCAUCUUUGCCGCCAUCACAAAGUUCUCGGCUCCUACUUGAUAUGAAGCUGUGCAACAACUACUCUGCUCGUGGGUCAGGGUCGUCGUCGUCGAGGCUUGAACUCAGCAUGUUCAACCCUUCGAACCCGGACUCAUCAAACCCGGUCUCAGGGUACUCUCAACCCAAUGAGACCACAGACGAGAACUGUGAUGACAAAAGAUCCCAAUCUAGGGUUUUCACAUGCAACUUUUGCAAGAGGGAGUUCUCUACUUCUCAAGCAUUGGGAGGGCAUCAAAACGCUCACAAACAAGAGCGUGCCUUGGCCAAAAGGCGGCAAGGGGGACUUGAAAAUAUGGGUAGCCUCUUGAACUUCCAAUCCACUAUUGAUAGGCUCAACCUGGAGGGCCUUCAUGCUAAUGCUCCUAGUGGAAUAUUAGGGCUUCCAGGAACCAACAGCGCUUCAAGGUUUGAUCAGGAAAUCGGUGUUGUUUGCAACUUUGGUGGUUCGAGUUCGAAUUUUGGAAUCAACAGGCCAAUCCGUUGUGAUCUUCUCCACCGUGAGCCUCCAACAUCUGAUACCGAUGCUGCUGCCCUAGAUCUGUCUCUUAAGCUUUAG